UGAUUCAGUGGUGUCAGAGCCAGCAAAGCCAGCAAGUGGCCAACAGCACUCUAGGAAUAUUGCAAUUGUUUGUUUGUUUUUGUUUUUCUUUUGUUGUGACUGUGCCAUGCCCUUGUUUUUGAAAUUCACGAAAUUACGACGAACCAAGCGUCGUUGUCGACGCAAUUCCUCCUCUUCCUCCUCCUGCAAACAGAUGAACUAUGAUGGACUGCUCUCCCAGCUGACCGAAGACAAGCUCGCCAUAUUCGAGACAAGUGGCGCUGCUGGCCACCACUUGGUAGAUGGCGCAGUGCAGGAUGGCGCCAUCGAGGAGGAGCAGGCGGCACCAAUACAAACCAUACCACACCACACAGCAAUCGCUGCUGCAGCUGCAGUUGCUGCGUCAGCAGGAAGUCAAAACGCCAAAUUGGAGACGACACCUCAGCGUAAAAUAUCGACGUCAUCACGUUUCAUGAAUGCGUUUAGUCAGCUUUAUGGCGGCAGCAACAACAAUAGUCACAGCAAUUGCGGUCACGUGGAGCAGCAUAAUGAGGAUGCCGACCUGGCAGCUAAUCGCACGCCUACCAAGGGCAUGGAAUCGAAGCUGGUGGCCAUGUGGCACAAUGUCAAGUAUGGCUGGAGCGGCAAAAUGCGUCAGACGAGCUUCUCGAAAGAGCAGCCCGUUUGGCUGCUGGGUCGUUGUUAUCAUCGUCGUUUCACGCCACCCGUCAGCAUGGAGAACUCCGUCACGGAGCUGCCAAGUGGCGCCGAUGCAACGCCCGACAAUGCAACAUCAGCGUACGACAGUGAACAGGCAACGUCAACAACAACAACAACAGUACCAUCGUCAUCCUCUGCCUUGUAUCCCACAUUGAAUCCGCAGCAAAUCGAUGAGAUUGUUGUGCCCCAAGAGCUCGGCAUGGAUGCUGCAGAGAAUCAGCUGGCCGAGAGUCCUUGGGAAGAGGGCAUUGAAGGCUUUAGACGCGAUUUUUACAGUCGCAUUUGGAUGACCUAUCGUCGCGAGUUUCCCACAAUGAAUGGCUCUAAUUAUACAUCGGAUUGUGGCUGGGGUUGCAUGCUGCGCAGCGGCCAAAUGCUGUUGGCCCAGGGACUCAUCUGUCAUUUCCUUGGACGCAGCUGGCGUUAUGAUUCGGAUUCGCAGCUGCAUUCGACGUAUGAGGAUAACAUGCAUAAGAAGAUAAUCAAAUGGUUUGGCGACAGCUCCUCCAAAAGCAGCCCCUUCUCCAUACACGCACUGGUGCGGCUAGGCGAGCAGCUGGGCAAGAAACCAGGUGACUGGUAUGGUCCAGCUUCAGUUUCGUAUCUGCUAAAACACGCCUUAGAGCUGGCCGCUCAAGAGAAUGCCGACUUUGACAAUAUAUGCGUUUAUGUGGCCAAGGAUUGCACCAUUUACAUGCAAGACGUGGAGGAGCUAUGCAGCAUCCCAGAGCCAGUGCCCAAACCUAAUGUGCCUUGGCAGCAAUCGAAGCGUUGCAAUAGCGCCAACAAUAAACCGGAUCAACAACAGCACUGGAAAUCCUUGAUUGUGCUAAUACCAUUGCGUCUUGGUACCGACAAAUUGAAUCCUGUUUAUGCGCAUUGUCUGAAACUUCUGCUGAGCACGGAGCAUUGUCUGGGCAUCAUUGGUGGCAAGCCGAAGCAUUCGUUGUAUUUUGUGGGUUUCCAGGAGGAUAAACUGAUACAUUUGGAUCCGCAUUACUGCCAGGAGAUGGUGGAUGUGAAUCAGGAGACGUUCUCCAUGCACUCGUUUCAUUGCAAGUCGCCGCGCAAAUUAAAAUCGAGUAAAAUGGACCCCAGUUGCUGUAUUGGAUUCUAUUGUGCCACUAAAACUGAUUUCGACAGUUUUGUGGAAAGCGUGCAAUUGUACUUGCAUCCUAUGCGUUGUGCUUCGGGUGCUACAAUGGACAAAACCAACUUGCCACAAUGGCAGCAGCAACAACAACAACAACAACAGAUGCAGCAGCAACAGCAACCGCAGCAAGCUGAUUGCAUUGAAAUGAAUUAUCCGCUAUUUACUUUCUCCCGUGGUCGUUGCAUGGAUCAUGCACGCGAUGAAAUGAGUGAUUCACUCUACAAGCCACUUAUAAAGCAAGUGGCAACAUUGACUCAGGAACUAGAGGGUUCCACAUUGCCGCCACUGAACAGCUAUGAGCAUGAUCCUGACGACAGCGAGAGCGAGGAGUUUGUGCUGCUCUAAUAGCCGCCACACAUAUACAAAUAUAUAAGCCAUGAUUGCCCCGCCCAUAUUAUAAAUUAUCCUUCCCUUCCUUCAAUUGACAGUCGCCGUUGCUGUGCAAACACUGUGUUAUAUAUACUUUUAUUUGUUCACUAUAUAUUAUUAUUUGUAAUUGUCAUAGUUUAAGUUGUAUCGCCGUUGCUCGCUCGCUAGCUCGCCCAAAUCUAAACAGACGUGCAUCUCAACAUCAAAGACUUUUGUUAUACAUUUACGUACACAUGCAUAUUGCGUAUUUCAUCAUAUUGUAUUUGCAUAUUAUUGCUUAUCAUUAUUGUUAUUAACAUUGUGAUUACCUUCUUUACAACAAAA
Messenger RNA from Drosophila nasuta, 2545 nucleotides. It is a transcript of the gene Atg4b, whose product is annotated as Autophagy-related 4b. Gene Ontology annotation, molecular function: cysteine-type endopeptidase activity; protein-phosphatidylethanolamide deconjugating activity. Gene Ontology annotation, biological process: protein processing; piecemeal microautophagy of the nucleus; C-terminal protein lipidation. NCBI's taxonomy places the organism in Eukaryota, Metazoa, Arthropoda, Insecta, Diptera, Drosophilidae. The record is from RefSeq and is a predicted model, not a curated record. Gene Ontology annotation, cellular component: cytoplasm. The transcript is spliced from 5 exons. Bases 107 to 2197 code for a protein of 696 amino acids.